Carassius carassius (crucian carp) is the source of this 1291-nucleotide messenger RNA. Its product is annotated as GTP-binding protein Di-Ras2-like. Gene Ontology annotation, biological process: signal transduction. NCBI's taxonomy places the organism in Eukaryota, Metazoa, Chordata, Actinopteri, Cypriniformes, Cyprinidae. The record is from RefSeq and is a predicted model, not a curated record. Gene Ontology annotation, cellular component: plasma membrane. The coding region runs from base 189 to 788 and encodes 199 amino acids. Gene Ontology annotation, molecular function: GDP binding; GTP binding; GTPase activity. The transcript is spliced from 2 exons.
GGGAGCGCGUCAGCAGCGCUUCCAGGAAACAGCGCUCGCGCUCUGAAGACCACAGUCAAGCCUCAGAAGCAUCUUCAGAGGAAAAACAACCGACAUCCCAUCAUUUCCAUCGUCUACAGCGACAUGACGAGCGGGAUUUAAAAUCACCUCAUCAUACGUCACAAUUUAGGUCUUUUAAAUACAGUACUAUGCCAGAACAAAGCAAUGAUUACCGGGUGGUUGUGUUUGGAGCUGGUGGAGUGGGCAAAAGCUCCUUGGUCCUGCGCUUCGUGAAGGGAACCUUUCGUGAGAGCUACAUCCCCACUGUCGAGGACACCUACAGACAGGUGAUCAGCUGUGACAAGAGCAUCUGCACGCUGCAGAUCACAGACACCACGGGCAGUCACCAGUUUCCUGCCAUGCAGCGUCUGUCCAUCACCAAAGGACACGCCUUCAUCCUAGUGUACUCCACCACCAGCAAACAGUCUCUGGAGGAGCUCAAGCCCAUCUUCGAGCAGAUCUGUCUGAUUAAGGGAGACAUCGAUAGCAUCCCAAUCAUGCUAGUGGGCAACAAGAACGACGAGGUGAGCGCUCGUGAAGUGGAGAGCAGAGACGGAGAGGCCAUGGCCAGGAGGUGGAAGUGUGCCUUCAUGGAGACGUCAGCUAAGACAAAUCACAACGUCAAGGAGCUGUUUCAAGAGCUGCUUAAUUUGGAGAAACGCAGGACUGUUAGCCUUCAGAUCGACGGCAAGAAGAGCAAGCAGCAGAAACGAGCCGAGAAGCUCAAAGGCAAAUGUGUGGUCAUGUGAAAAACCAAAGUGCGCUUGGAAAACCAAAACGGUUUCACUUUCAGGACACUGAUGCUCUGGCUAACACUGUUUACACCUCAAGACAAGAAUAUUGGACAUACACUAAUCAUAGUGCAUUUGCAGGAAAAAGGACUAAGUGAGACAACCGUUUACUUUCCUUUUUUCUGUGGAUCACAAAAGUAACAUCUUUGAUGUCUAUGCAGGCUGCUCAUUUCCAUAUUACAAAGGUUACGCUUCAAAUUAGUUACUUCAGGAAUUAUUUCCUUGUUCUUUGACACAAUUUCCUGUGGAGAAAAAUGCCUAGCAAGCCAAUGUUAUCAUUUUAAUAUAACUUCCUUAGCUUCUCACUGAUGUGAUUGUGAUGCUGCUACAGGUUUGCACCAGAUUUGACCCUGUCCUAGACCACAUAAAAAGAGAAAAUGCCUGGUAAACAGAGGCUAAUGUGCAUGAACCCAAUGGCAGUACUAAUACAUUUUCUGCUAUCAACAAUGUAGACUAGCGAA